This is a messenger RNA of Nymphaea colorata (pocket water lily), 3075 nucleotides long. RefSeq names its product pre-mRNA-splicing factor ATP-dependent RNA helicase DEAH10-like. Bases 580 to 2802 code for a protein of 740 amino acids. The transcript has 14 exons. Gene Ontology annotation, cellular component: nucleolus; intracellular anatomical structure. Gene Ontology annotation, biological process: positive regulation of transcription by RNA polymerase I. NCBI's taxonomy places the organism in Eukaryota, Viridiplantae, Streptophyta, Magnoliopsida, Nymphaeales, Nymphaeaceae. The record is from RefSeq and is a predicted model, not a curated record. Gene Ontology annotation, molecular function: RNA binding; ATP binding.
CCGCCUGCUGCUCGUCGUCUCUCUCGCCCUCUCACUCUCUUGCUCCUCGUCGUCUCUCUCGCCCUCUCACUCUCCUGCUCCCCUCGUCCUCUAUCUCGCCCUCUCACUCUCCUGCUCCCAUCGUCCUCCAUCUCGCCCUCGUCUCUCUCGCCCUCUCACUCUCUUUCUCCUCGUCGUCUCUCUCGCCCUCUCGCUCUCCUGCUCCCCUCGUCCUCUAUCUCGCCCUCUCACUCUCCUGCUCCCAUCGUCCUCCAUCUCGCCCUCUCACUCUCUUCCUCCCCUCGUCGUCUCUCUCGCCCUCUCACUCUCCUGCUCCCCUCAUCGUCUCUCUCGCCCUUGCUCAAGAACAAGUCUUCCGUCUCUUCCUCUCUCGUUUGUGCAGCGGCUUCCAUGUGGGGAAACACGGAUUUCGGCAAUGACUCCCGAUUCUGAAAGUAUCUCGUGACUCGCCCUGUUACCGAAGAUCACCAUUGAUCUAAGAUUUCAUUGAUGUGAUCAUAUCAUGAUUUCAUUGAGCAAGUAGGUGCUCCACCAGGGUGCAACUGAAGUCAAGCAGAGAAGGAGUUUGAGAAAGAAUAAAUGCCUUCCAUGGCUGGCUUCUCCCAUCAGCGAUCGCUUUGCCAUGCAAACAGUAACGUGGAAACCAACAGCCUCGACAACAGAAUUGUCAGAUGGAGCAAAGGGAGGAAUGAUGCAUUGCAGAGGAGGCAAGAGAUAGCAAAACAAAGACGGUCAUUGCCCAUAGCAUCAGUUGAGCAACGAAUUGUGGAGGAAGUGAGGAAGAAUGACACACUUGUAAUUGUUGGUGAGACAGGAAGUGGGAAAACUACACAACUUCCACAGUUCUUAUUUAAUGGGGGAUUCUGUCGUGAUGGUAAGGUUAUUGGCAUUACUCAGCCUCGAAGAGUGGCUGCAGUUACUGUAGCAAAGCGUGUUUCUGAAGAAUGUGGUGUUGAACUUGGUCAGAAAGUUGGGUACUCUAUUAGAUUUGAAGAUGUUACAUCUUCAGCUACGAGGAUCAAGUAUAUGACAGAUGGGAUGCUAUUAAGGGAAGCAUUGUUGGACCCUCUACUUUCUAAGUAUUCGGUUGUCAUUGUUGAUGAAGCUCAUGAGAGGACAGUCCACACAGAUGUGCUAUUAGGCAUUUUGAAAGGUGUUCAAAAAUCAAGGUCACAGGAAGUGGUGAACAAGGACAAUGUCAAGAACAUCGAUAAUAUAGACUCCAAUGAAGACACAUCAAUUGGAAGAGGAAAUGGCUGGAAGGGCCAAGCAUCUCCCUCAGGUUGUCCUUUAAAGUUGAUUGUCAUGUCUGCUAGUCUUGAUGCAAGGGGAUUCUCUGAGUACCUUGGUGGUGCAAAAGCUGUCCAUAUUCAAGGACGGAAAUACCCUGUGGACAUCCUAUAUACGUACACUCCUCAGCAGGACUACAUAGAUGCAGCUUUGAUUACCAUAUUUCAGAUCCAUUUGGAGGAGGAUUCAGGUGACAUACUUGUGUUCUUAACUGGGCAAGAAGAAAUUGAGUCGGUGGAAAGACUUGUUCUGGAUCGUUGUCAACAUUUAGCUGAAGACAGUAAAAAAAUUUUCACUGUUCCUAUUUAUGCAGUGCUUCCUUCUGAGCAACAAAUUCUGGCUUUUAAACCAGCUCCCCACGGAUUCCGAAAGGUUAUAUUGGCAACAAAUAUUGCUGAAACAUCAGUGACAAUUCCUGGAAUCAAGUAUGUGGUUGACCCAGGAUUGGUUAAAGCACGUUCUUAUCAUCCACACACUGGAAUGGAGUCACUAGUUAUCGUCCCUAUUUCAAAAGCACAAGCUCUUCAGAGAAGUGGUCGUGCUGGUCGUGAAGGCCCAGGGAAAUGUUUCCGUCUAUACACAGAAGAUGAAUUUGACAAAUUGAAAGACUCUACUGAACCAGAAAUUAAGAGAUGUAGCCUUUCAAAUGUUGUGCUACAGCUGAAGGCUUUUGGAUUUGAUGAUGUCCUUGGAUUUGAUUUCAUUGAUAAACCUUCAAGGAUGGCCAUUGUGAAAUCCUUGGAGCAAUUGUAUGCUCUGGGAGCACUGACUGAUGAAGGUAAACUGUCAGAUCCAGGUGGGCAUCAUAUGGCUCGGUUACCAUUGGAUGCCAUGUAUGCCAAAGCGCUUAUCCAGGCUAGCACCUUCAACUGUUUGGAAGAAAUGUUAAUAGCGGUAGCAAUGUUGUCGGUUGAAUCCAUUUUUUACUUCCCCAGGGAAAAGAUUGAUGAGGCAAGGGCUGCUACGAAGUGUUUUUUAAGUUCAGAUGGUGAUCACGUUACUUUGGUGAAUGUAUUUCGAGCUGCUGUAGACAGUUUGCAAAAGACCGAGGGGUUAAUCUCCACAGAUGUGAAAAGCAGAUCUAGUGAAAGGAAACUGAAUAAAUGGUGCAAGGAUAAUUUCAUCAAUAGCAGAUCAUUAAGGCAUGCUCUAGACAUUCACAGGCAAAUUUGUCGGCAUGUUAAAGACAUAGGCAUGAAGAUUUCUUCUUGUGGGGAUGAUAUGCUUCAGUUCCGCAGAUGUCUUGCUGCCUCUUUCUUUCUCAAUGCAGCGAUGAGACAAGCUGAUGGUUCCUAUAAGGCCUUGGCAAGUAGCUUGACCGUGAAGAUUCACCCAUCAUCUGCACUAUUUGGAACGAAACCGGAAUGCAUUGUUUUCAAUGAGCUGGUGCAAACACAACAAAAGUACGUUCGUAAUACUACUCGGAUUGAUCCACUGUGGUUGACAGAACUAGCCCCAAAAUCUUAUGGAUGCAUACAAGAAGGACGUACGAUGUCUACACUGGUUAAUUGACAGGAAACAGAGAUAGUGGUUUACUUUUUUGGUCACUCGCGUUCUUGGAUUUCGUUUUUGAUCUUUCACUGAUCCUGUUCAGGAGCUCCUUUGCUGAAGGGGGGUAUGAUAUCAUGGUUAAGCAGGUUCAGAAAAAAUGUUAACCCAUUUGUAAUUUAACAUUGGCUUACGCCUUAUAUAGUGAACUGUCUUUUUCUCUGGUUAAUAAGUUGUACCUCAAAUGCUAUAUUCUAUUAACGUUUGUAAUAAUGAAAAAUGAAGUACAUUACCGCC